Messenger RNA from Funneliformis caledonium, 330 nucleotides. Lineage: Eukaryota; Fungi; Glomeromycota; Glomeromycetes; Glomerales; Glomeraceae. The record is from the annotation of a GenBank genome assembly.
AUGUACAAAAUUGGAAAAGCGUUCUCUAAUGAGCCUGUUGAUGAACACGUUCAUUUAAUUAUUCAGCAUAAGUAUUCUGUGCCAUCAACCUCUAUUGUUGAGAGGAUUAAUGAACUUGAGAAAACGUUAAAAUUAAUGCGGUCCAGCUUGGUUGUCGAUAAUCUCCAAGCUGAUAUGAUUAGUACCAAAUUCAUCAGGAUUUCCGAUUCAGAGCAAGUUGAACGCUGGCAAAUAGCAUAUGAGAGUUCGGCGGCUUUGUGCUUUCGUGACCGUUAUGGUGAAGGUGAUAAAAGAUAUGCCAUGUUUAACAAUCGAUCUGUAAACAUCUAA